AUGUGCGUAGAUCAGUUUCCUGUCUUGUUUGUGAUGCAACUGAUUUUACUUUUCUUGUGUCUGUCCGGUAAUGGAGAAGCGUAUCCUCGACUUAACAUUCUCCCUUUCUUCCUCCUCACCAACUCACUUUCCAAAUCUUUCUUUCUCUCUCUCUCUCCCCCCCUCUCUCUCUCUCUCUAUCUAUCUAUCUCCCUUAUGUUUGAACGACAUAUUCAUUUAUACCAUACAAGGAUACGUAUUACUUUGUACCACACAUUAAUCUAUCUAUCUAUCUAUCUAAUAGGAGAGACAUCUAUCUAUCUAUCUAUCUAUCUCAUUCCGUUUCGUUAUUUAUUUUUCUGUCAAUUAAUAUCAAUAUAUUUCUUUGUUUCAUUAAAUCGAUACGUCUACCUAUCUAUCUAUCUAUCUAUCUAUCUAUGUUAUGGCAAUUAUCUAUCUAUCUAUCUAUCUAUCUAUCUAUCUCCGUUUCUCUAUCUUUAUUUAUAUCUAUCUAUCUAUUUCUUCAUUAAAUCGCUUCUAUCUAUCUAUCUAUCUAUCUAUCUAUCUAUCUAUCUAUCUAUCUAUCUAUCUAUCUUCUAUCUAUCUAUCUAUCUAUCCAUCUAUCUAUCUAUCUAUCUAUCUAUCUCAUUUGUUUCAUUAUUUAUUUUUCUAUCAAUUAAUAUCAAUCUAUCUUUCUUUUUCUUAAAUCGAUACGUCUACCAUCUAUCUAUCUCUAUCUAUCUAUCUAUCUAUCUAUCUAUCUAUCCUAUCUAUCUCAUUCCCUUUGGUCAUUAUCUAUCUAUCUAUCUAUCUAUCUAUCUAUCUAUCUAUCUAUCUAUCUAUCUAUCUCAUUCCGUUUCUCUCUAUCUUUAUUUAUUUUCCUCUUUGGUCAUUAUCUAUCUAUCUAUCUAUCUAUCUAUCUAUCUAUCUAUUUCUCUCUAUCUUUAUUUAUUUUCCUGUCAAUUAAUCUAUCUAUUUCUAUCAUAUCUCGCUAUCUAUCUAUCUAUCUAUCUAUCUAUCUAUCUAUCUAUCUAUCUAUCUAUCUAUGCUUCUAAGCUUUGCUUUGGUCAUUAUCUAUCUAUCUAUCUAUCUAUCUAUCUAUCUAUCUAUCUAUCUAUCUAUGCUUCUAAGCUUUGGUCAUUAUCUAUCUAUCUAUCUAUCUAUCUAUCUAUCUAUCUAUCUAUGCUUCUAAGCUUUGUUCAUUAUCUAUCUAUCUAUCUAUCUAUCUAUCUAUUUAUCUAUGCUUUGUUCAUUAUCUAUCUAUCUAUCUAUCUAUCUAUCUAUCUAUUUAUCUAUGCUUCUAAGCUUUGUUCAUUAUCUAUCUAUCUAUCUAUCUAUCUAUGCUUCUAA
Messenger RNA from Acanthosepion pharaonis, 1329 nucleotides. The record is from the annotation of a GenBank genome assembly. NCBI's taxonomy places the organism in Eukaryota, Metazoa, Mollusca, Cephalopoda, Sepiida, Sepiidae.